Molecule: messenger RNA, 1623 nt
Organism: Daucus carota subsp. sativus
Lineage: Eukaryota; Viridiplantae; Streptophyta; Magnoliopsida; Apiales; Apiaceae
Product: kelch repeat-containing protein At3g27220
Exons: 7
Coding region: 175-1404 (409 amino acids)
Molecular function (GO): protein binding
Source: RefSeq, a predicted model, not a curated record
AGAAACACUUAAAACCAGGGGAAACCAUUGGCGCCCACGCUUUCCCGAGCUAACCUUGUUCCCCAUUCCCAUCUCUGUAAUCUCUUUUUGAUUCGUAAAUUGUAUCCAUCUAUCCUUAUAAGCUGCUACUGUGAUGAUGGGUAGUCUUUGGAUUUCGAAAAUCAAGAAAAGAGGAUGAACAUUCUGCUUCUCUUGUUCACAUGCAUUCUUGCUGCUGCACUCUUUUUCAAUCUACUCUGGGCUUCUAUCUCUUCUUCAAUCACACCUAAUUGGCCUUCCAAUCAACCCCAUCGUGUUGUUAUAGCAAAUUACUCUAUCAACGUUGAGAAUAUUAAGAAAGUAGAAAUUAAAGAAAAGAAGGCUAAUGGGGAAUCGAUCUCUCCAACGUUUGCUGAUCUACCUGCACCGGAGCUACAAUGGGAGAAGAUGACAUCAGCUCCUGUGCCACGGUUAGAUGGGUUUGCAAUACAGAUUGAGAACCUUUUCUAUGUUUUUGCAGGCUAUGGAACUAUUGAUGUUGUACACUCCCACGUAGAUGUUUAUAAUUUUACAGAUGAUUCUUGGGUAGACAGAUUUGACAUGCCUAAAGAAAUGGCAAAUUCACAUUUAGGAAUGGCAACUGAUGGCAGGUACAUAUAUGUGAUUUCCGGUCAACGUGGUCCGCAAUGCAGGGGUCCAACAGCUCAGAAUUUUGUGUUAGACACCAAGACUAAGAAGUGGACGUCAAUGCCUCCCUUACCAGCACCUAGGUAUGCUCCAGCCACUCAACUUUGGAAAGGCAGACUUCACGUGAUGGGUGGCAGCAAAGAGAAUCGCCAUACGCCUGGUGUAGAUCACUGGAGCCUUGCUGUAAAGAAUGGCAAAGCACUUGAGAAGCAAUGGCUGUUGGAAACACCCAUUCCCCGGGGUGGACCCCACAGAGCUUGUGUUGCACUUGAUGAUGGAGUUAUAGUUAUCGGUGGUCAAGAAGGGGAUUUCAUGGCUAAACCUGGGUCCCCUAUCUUCAAGUGCUCACGCAGACAUGAGGUAGUCUAUCCUGAUGUUUACAAGCUGGAUGCCGAGAUGAAAUGGGAAGUGUUACCUCCAAUGCCUAAACCUGACUCUCACAUAGAGUCUUCUUGGGUGGUUGUUAACAAUUCCAUUAUCCUCAUCGGAGGCACGACAGAGAAACACCCCGUGACUAAAAGGAUGAUCUUGGUUGGAGAAGUGUUCCAGUUUCAUCUUGAUUCAAAGAAGUGGUCAGUUAUCGGGAAACUUCCAUUUCGUUGCAAAACCACACUAGCUGCCUUUUGGGAUGGAUGGUUAUAUUUUACUUCUGGACAGAGAGAUAGAGGACCAGAUAACCCACAACCAAGGAAAGUCAUAGGAGAGAUGUGGAGAACUAAAUUGAGUUUGAGUCAGUAAUCUUGUAAUCACGAGUGUUGUAAUUUAUAAGAAGUCUUUGCAUUUCUCAAGUAAUGUUGAGCAAGAUUUUGUGUCUUUUUGUAUAGGGUUCAUGCAUAAAGAUGUGAAUCAUUCCAUGCCUGCACUGUUAUGUCUUUUAACAUCAAAUAGAAGAUCAGGGUAGGUAGCAUGACAGUGAGUUGUGGGAAUAUUUAAUGAUGGAUAUCUACAUUUUCCUCA